This is a messenger RNA of Myxocyprinus asiaticus (Chinese sucker), 2127 nucleotides long. Its product is annotated as beta-1,4-galactosyltransferase 3-like. NCBI's taxonomy places the organism in Eukaryota, Metazoa, Chordata, Actinopteri, Cypriniformes, Catostomidae. Gene Ontology annotation, biological process: carbohydrate metabolic process; galactosylceramide biosynthetic process. Bases 523 to 1716 code for a protein of 397 amino acids. Gene Ontology annotation, molecular function: glycosyltransferase activity. The record is from RefSeq and is a predicted model, not a curated record. The transcript is spliced from 8 exons.
UCAAGAAUAUAAACAUAAGCUCCGCCCAGAGAAAUCAAAUAUCUCGGAAACUGAAAAUCUCGUUAUACCUGCAGCAACGCGACUGCGGGCGUUUUGAUACACAGUAUUGAACGCGACGUAGAGGAAUACUUUUCGACAAUCGUGUAAUUAAUUCUGAAUAAAGGCCUAGUUAUUGACUGCCGCUGGACUGCCUGAGGCUUGAUUUCAUACGUCUCUGAGAUCGGUGCAAAAUAUUUUGCGAUGGACAAGAUGAGGAAGACAGUGCGCUCUAUAACCUGUGUUUCCAGCCAUGAACAUUCAAGUGCACAGUGACUCCCACUCGUGCAGUAGAUGUCUUUCCCUCUCUAACUUUAUUCCUCUUCGUCACCCCUGCCAUCCUUCCCCUCUCCUCUCUCAUGCCUAUUAUGCCCUCUUCACUGCAUCUCUCCUCUCUUAUCUCUCCCAUCUCCAUCUCUUUGACUUUCCGUGCCUCCCAUCCUCUAUCACUCACACUGUCACUCCUGUUCUGUGUCUGAUGUCAUAAUGCUGCGCUGCGGUCGAGCAUUGGACCCCCCUUGCACUCUGGGUCUGUUGAUGGGCUUCCAGUUUGCGUUUGUCCUCUAUUUCUCCCUGGGAGGUUUUCGUAGCCUAGUGUCUGUUUUGGUUCAUUCCACUGAGCCGGAGUUUGACUACUCUCGACCGCAUGAUGUCUACACCAACCUCAGCUCUCUGCUGCUUCACCACCCAGGACCAAGUGAACCAGAACAGCAGCUCAGAGACUGUGCACUACCCUCUCCACUGCUGGUGGGUCCUGUUUCUGUCCACCUCUCCUCACCCCCCUCCCUGGAGGAGAUAAAAGAGAAGAACCCCUUGGUGAACUUAGGGGGUCAUUACCGCCCACCAGACUGUGAGCCACAGCACCACACAGCCAUCGUGGUCCCCUACCGGAACCGCCAGACCCACCUCCGCGCCCUCCUCUACCAUCUGCACCCCUUCCUGCAGCGCCAGCAGGUCCACUACAGCAUUUACAUUGUGCACCAGUCAGGGAAUUCUACAUUUAACCGAGCAAAAUUGCUGAAUGUUGGGGUGCGUGAGGCACUGAAAGAGGAGGACUGGAGCUGUAUUUUCCUGCAUGACGUAGACCUGCUCCCCGAGAAUGACCACAAUACUUACACCUGUCACCCCCAGUACCCUACACAUCACUCCGUGGCUAUGGACAAGUUCAGAUACAGGCUUCCAUACUCUCAAUACUUUGGAGGAGUGUCUGCUGUAACCCCGGAGCAGUACCUCAAAAUGAACGGCUUUCCUAACCAGUACUGGGGCUGGGGAGGGGAAGAUGAUGACAUCGCAGCUCGAGUCCGUCUCUCUGGAAUGAAGAUAGUGCGUCCCCCAAUGUCCAUCGGUCAUUAUAAGAUGAUCAAACAUAAAGAAGAUCAGGGUAAUGAGCAGAACUUUAGAAGGUUUGACUUGCUUAAGCGCACAAGACUGAACUGGCGAUCAGAUGGACUGAGCUCACUCACGUAUGAGCUCUUGUCCAAAGAGCUGGAGCCAUUAUACACUAAUAUAUCAGUGAACAUUGGAGAUAAUCCUCACCAUCCCUCUGUUAAGGCUCUGCAGGCUGGAAAAGUGGGUGUGGUCAUCACAAAUCCUUCAAAAUUAGAACCCGCCCAUUUGAAGGCCAAUAACGGAAGUUCAAAUGUUCUUUCGAAUGCUCCUGUAAAACAAAAAGGAGGAUGAUAUCGAUAAUCAAAUUUCCAUACCUCAAUUGCUGCUCAGAGUGAAUUUAUAUUAGGCAUUCUUACAGACAAAUUCAUUCCACUGAAAGUGUUGAGCAAAGGGUUCAGCCAUCUCUGAAUGUCUUUCAAACACUGAAAUGCUGACAUUUGCACAAGUGUGCAAUAAUUUGCUGUCGGAGCCGUGUCUGAGUGGGCAGAGUUGAAAAUGCUCUUGAAAGUGACCUAUCAAUGUAAUGUGCAAUACCUGUGCAAGUCCUAUGUAUAUUUAAAGCCAACCUGCUCCCAGCUGCUGCUCUUUACCCCACUGUGUGGGUCUGUUUUUCUGUUUUUUUUCAUGCCCUUUAAGUCUAUUAUCAACAUGCCAUGACCAGUGUUGGGUAAGUUACUUAAAAAUAAAAGUAAUCCACUACAA